AUGAUGUACUACUCCGUACUCGAAUCCAAUAACAUGGCGGACCGCAAGACCAUGCCGAAAAUCUCGUUGCUGGGAUUAGAUCCGUUACAAAUGUUCGAUUCCUUUGGAAACUUCAAGCCUGUUCGGAAUUACCAAGACGAGAACAAGCGACUCUUUGAGUACGGCAGGGGUCUUCAAAUACCUUCGAGGCUCUUUGCGACGAUCAUACAACUCGAAUAUUUUUCACGGGUGACCAGACAAUCCCAUGAACGGUUAGAAAAGGACUUUAGAUCACUAAAAGAUCCCACCAAGGACGAAAUUCAAGUAUAUGAGAGCGACCUCGAGGAUAUCAAAGAGGUUACGUGGAACAUAGCACAGGCCUUAUACAAUACGGAAAGUAUGCUUCCCCAAAGACCGUUGAGAAAGAUAUAUGAUGAGAUCCGACAGAACCCUGCUUGGUAUCUUCGAAAAGAGCUUAUUCAGGCUUGGGUAUCGGGCACUGUACGACUGAGUGUUGGUGCUGUGAAGCUACUCGUGGUCAUCCAGUAA
Molecule: messenger RNA, 528 nt
Organism: Penicillium roqueforti
Lineage: Eukaryota; Fungi; Ascomycota; Eurotiomycetes; Eurotiales; Aspergillaceae
Exons: 4
Coding region: 1-528 (175 amino acids)
Source: RefSeq, a predicted model, not a curated record